Mya arenaria is the source of this 1171-nucleotide messenger RNA. RefSeq names its product temptin-like. The record is from RefSeq and is a predicted model, not a curated record. The transcript has 3 exons. Lineage: Eukaryota; Metazoa; Mollusca; Bivalvia; Myida; Myidae. Bases 169 to 642 code for a protein of 157 amino acids.
UCUUCGUAAUUCGUAAAAUUAUAAUGUGUUCAUGCAGAACUUAUUAGAUUUAUUCGUAAAAUUAUCUCGCUUUUCAAGCAGAACUAAUUAUUUGCAUUUACGACAUAAAGAACAAUUUAAAUACUAGCUCCGUCGCCAUUAACACCGCAAAAUAUAUUAACACAAAAAAUGAGAGUUUCUUAUGGAUUCUUCGUGUUUGUUAUCUGUACGGCGGUACAGUUUGCGAAGGGCUACCCGGAAUACAUGAAACUCAUUCCCAACGGCGAGAGAGUGAUGGACCCAUGUCUCAGCCCAGUUGUUAAACAAUGGAAGAGGGUUGGCCAUGAGAUAAAGUUUAAGAAAGAUGACACAACAGACCCGAAGGGAACGUUGAACGAUUUUGGCGUGAAUUUCAGAGAAAUACAGGAGAAAGCUGGGAUGAAGCCAGAGAACAUUUGGGCAGAGUUGUGUCACAUUGAUUCGGACAAAGACAAACGAACGAACGGCGAAGAGCUUGGUGAUCCAAAAUGCAUGUGGACAGUUGGCGAGCCAAAUCCAGGAGAUGUGAGGGAACUAACACAUCCAGGUAUUAAAGAGCUUCCUGACGGCAAAUUGUCUCCUACAAUUACAGGGAAAUAUUGUAGCCAUGUAAAGAACAUAUAAAGUGCUGAAAACAAUAACAUUAAUAAAGAGCGCCUUAAAAGCAAAGUGGCAAUCGUAAAAACUCGGUCGUCUCGGGCAAGCUUCAGGAUAGACCAAUUCGUGUUGGAUACUGGCCGAGGUGUUCCGAUUGGCAAAGUGGGGUUUGAAAGGGAAAUUUUGUGUGGUAAGGUAAAACAUUAUAUUUUUCCUGGUGUGUUUAAGUACACAAGGAAAAAAAGAAAUAAACAUUGAAAACAAACUCUAGCUCUUUGUUGUUUUUGUCGGAUAAAAAGACGAUUCGUGAUUUAAAAAAAAGUUUAAUAAAAACCUUAAAUAUCAAUCAUUAUUUACUAUCAAUUAGCAGUGCUUAAAGUGAGACUCUUAUUCAAAAUAAAUACAUACACAUGUAUAACAAAAUAAUUUUUGAGUGGUAAAUACGUACUUAAUAAUGCAUUUAUGGAAAAAAAUACUGAUAAUAAGACUGUAACCGUGUAUUUGAUAGCUGAAAACGCAUUUGAUUGGUGAGUGCUGAAAGUUUUACUGCGAUCUA